Molecule: messenger RNA, 1302 nt
Organism: Notothenia coriiceps (black rockcod)
Lineage: Eukaryota; Metazoa; Chordata; Actinopteri; Perciformes; Nototheniidae
Product: protein LAP2-like
Exons: 11
Biological process (GO): neurotransmitter receptor transport, endosome to postsynaptic membrane; cell-cell adhesion; embryo development
Cellular component (GO): postsynaptic density; adherens junction; postsynaptic membrane
Molecular function (GO): protein kinase binding
Source: RefSeq, a predicted model, not a curated record
CCUCCUACUAUAGGCUCACUGAAGAAACUGACUGCACUGAAAGUGGAUGAGAACCAGCUGAUGUAUCUGCCUGACUCAGUCGGAGGACUGCACUCUCUGGAUGAGCUGGACUGCAGCUUCAAUGAGAUCGAAGCGUUGCCCUCUACCAUCGGUCAAUGUGCCAGCAUCCGCACCUUCGCUGCAGAUCACAACUUCCUUACCCUACUCCCCCCCGAGAUGGGCAGCUGGAAGAAUGCAACUGUAUUGUUCCUACAUUCCAACAAGCUGGAGUCCUUGCCUGAUGAAAUGGGUGACAUGCAGAAGCUCAAGGUCAUCAAUCUCAGUAACAACAAGUUGAAGAAUCUUCCCUACAGUUUCACUAAACUGAACCAGAUGACCGCAAUGUGGCUGUCUGAAAACCAGUCGAAGCCCCUGAUCCCGCUCCAGAAAGAGGAGGAUCCAGAGACACACAAAACUGUGCUGACCAACUACAUGUUCCCCCAACAAACCAGGACGGAGGAAUACAUUCCCAGCUCUGACUCUGAAAGCUUCAAUCCAGCUCUCUGGGAGGAACAACGCAAGCACCGAGCUCAAGUGGCCUUCGAGUGUGACGAAGACAAGGAUGAGAGAGAAACACCCCCACGGGAGGGUAAUCUGAAGCGCUAUCCCACUCCGUACCCAGAGGAGCUGAAGAACAUGGUGAAGACAGCCCAGUCUGUGGCUCACCGGCUGAAGGAGGACGAGUCAGGUGACGAGUCGGGGAGGGAUGCAAAACCAGUGGAGAGGAACCACAUUGGAGUGCAGGACGUGGGGGUUAAGGUGAUUGAAGCUCCCUAUCCCAAUGGCACAGUAUCAGACAUUGAACCCUCCAUCACAUAUGGUCAAAACUCCUCUUCCACAGAAUGGAAAGACACUUCAGACUCUUACAGCUCUCACAGAGUCCCUCUCAAAACUGCAGGGGGCUCUAUGAUGAACCAUGAGGACACACUGGAGGAUUCUGAGGAGCUUUCUGAUGAAGAGGCAGAGAUGAAAGUGGCUCAGAUGAGACCCCCUCUAAUUGAGAUCUCCAUCAACCAGCCUAAAGUGGUGACUCUAAGUAAGGAGAAAAAAGAUGACGCAGACUCUUUGCUGGAUGAUACAGUUGCCAACAGCAACCAGAACAACAGCAACUGUUCAUCUCCAUCACGCAUGUCGGACUCAGUGUCCCUGACCACAGACAGCAGUCAGGACAACUCUCUGUGCACCCCCGAGAGAGAGGCAAAGAUGCCCUUCCUGCCAAAAAGCAGAAACAGGCAGGAAGACUGCUACACACACUUCCAAUAA